UGGCAACGCUGUAACCUCAAAAAACUGUAGGCUGUCACUGUCUGUUAUUUGCUUAUGUUUACGUUCUACUGCUAUAAUUCAAAAAAUAUCCUGAAGACAAUGGAUAUAACUAAAUUAUAACACCAUAGAUUGGUUUUCUAUGUUGGAGACAGAGAGAUAUGAUGCUUUGAAUGUAAUUUUCACGUUCACAAUAUGGAGCUCGGUGAGCAAACUUUGAAGGUCAAGCAUGAGCCCUAUGAGGAAAUAGAAAUAGACAGUGCUAGUGUAAAAGUUGAGAAUGAAGAUCUCAACGAAUCUGUCUGUAUCAAGUCCGAGAGGGCUAAAACCAGUACUCAAGAAGCAACUGACUCCACUUUUGAAUUUGUGGGGCUUGAGAUUGCUAAUGGUGUAUGUCAAUCUACAACUGACAAAAUAGAAAUCAAGACUGAACCACCAGAAAUAGCUAGAGAAGAUUGGAGUUUGCUGCAAAGUUCACAUACAUGUUACUCAGCAUGUCCAAGAAUAAAAGUAGAGCAGACCAAAGAAGACUGGGAUAAGACAGCUGCCAACAAAGAAGCAAGUAAGGAAAUUAAAUUGGAAGACAAUGCAAAGGUCAAAUGUGAAGAUAUGGAAAGUUUGGAACAGAAUCAACAACUAGAUAUUGACAUGAAGAUCGAUCCAUCAGCCCUGUCUGCAGAACUAGAGCUUGAAAGUGACGCGAAAGAGAAAAACUGCAGAAAACAACUUGUUAUGGACACAGAAGCUGGAGGAAAUCUGUACACUUGUUAUAACUGUGCAUAUGAUACCAAUUCUAAAAAUGAUCUACUGCAUCACCUUAAUGAUAACAGUUGUAAUAUGUAUGAAGUUCAAACUACUUUGCAUAGGAAAAAGAAAAAAAGGAGCUUCACAAUUGAGAUUAAGCGUGAAAAAUGGCUACAAAAACAGCAUGCUUCCAGUAGCUCUGGCCUUGAAACAGAUAGGGAAUGUUCUGAGAGCGAGCUGAUCAAAAAUCCACUUGGCUACGGAUCGGUUACAUUUGAAAAAUUUGCAUGUGAAUACUGCGAUUUUAAAACAAUCAGGCACUAUACUUUGAAGGAGCAUCACAAAAAACAACAUAGUGGUGCCUUCUUCGCAAAAUGUCAGUAUUGUGACUACAAAGCAAACUAUAUAUAUAUUUUAAAGAAGCAUGUGGAAAGAGUUCACGAUAUCAGUACUUGUUCACAUUGUGGGGAAAUUUUGAAGACUCAUAUGUCGCUAGUGUGGCAUAUAUUCAACAAACAUGAGUAUUUUGUUUCCUUCGUGAAUAACUUCUAUGAAUGUUCGAAAUGCUCGUAUAAAUCUCAAGCAAAAAAAUCCGUACAAGAUCAUAUGUUGACACAUUUUGAUGAAGCAAUUUUCACUACUACAGUUUCUCUAAACAAACCAAGUGAUUCGUCCUUGAACUAUAUACAGUGUGUGCAUUGUAAAGCAGCUUUAAAAAACGAACAUGCGUUAGACGCCCAUAUAGUAAGCGCGCAUCCUAAUUGUAUCCCAACACUGUCCUAUAAACUGUAUAAGUGUUCGUUUUGCGAAUUUAAAAUUAUCGGAAAUCCUUAUAAUUUAUUCGAGCACAAAUGGAAACAACAUGGUAUAACUCCUGAUUUUUUCCUCUGUAAAUACUGUUCAGCCGAGUUUAAGAGGAAGAAAGGGUUAGACGAGCAUUUGCUUACAAAGCAUCAUAUUGUAAGUUACUCAGUUAGUGAUGAGCUGCACAAAUGUCCAAACUGUUCGUUCGCAAGCACGAUGGAAAGAAAUUUAGAGAGGCACAUAAGUAAGAAUGAAUGUUAUGCACGUUGUGAACAUUGUAAUUUAGCCUUCAGAGGAAAAUUGCCGCUAGAUGACCAUAUAUUAAAAAAGCAUCCUGACUUUAUAAAAACAAUUACUUCCAACAUAUAUGUAUGCAAGCUGUGUUGGUAUAAAACAACCAUACAGAGGGAGUUUGGUAGACAUUUGACAACACAUUCAAAGGACAGUAUUUGAAGAUCCACCAGAAAAAAACUAGAGGCUUCUAUCUAGUAUUGAUCACAUUAUUAGUAUUAAAUGUGGGGGCACAAGAUCGGCUCUUUCUGUUGACUCCAACACUCUGAUGUGAUGCUCGACCACCAUUAUCACUAUCAAACACCCGGACUGAAUAUCUCAGCUCUUAUGCUGUAAUCUACAAGGAAAAAGCCUAGAUAAUAUCAGGCAAGAGAUUAAGCAAUUAAAGGAAUAAUCCAAAUGUUUUGUUUUAUCGGAAAUACUUCUUAUAAUUGUAUUACAUUUUAACUUUAUCAUUUAUUUUUUGUUAUAUAUUCUUCAACGUCUAUAGAAAUAUAAAGUGCUUCAGACAAAUAUA
This is a messenger RNA of Acanthoscelides obtectus, 2353 nucleotides long. The record is from the annotation of a GenBank genome assembly. NCBI's taxonomy places the organism in Eukaryota, Metazoa, Arthropoda, Insecta, Coleoptera, Chrysomelidae.